Lottia gigantea (owl limpet) is the source of this 2278-nucleotide messenger RNA. RefSeq lists its product as hypothetical. Lineage: Eukaryota; Metazoa; Mollusca; Gastropoda; Lottiidae. The transcript is spliced from 4 exons. The coding region runs from base 1 to 957 and encodes 318 amino acids. The record is from RefSeq and is a predicted model, not a curated record.
AUGUGGAUUUUGAUAUUGACAGCAAUAGUUGGUUAUUUUGUUUUCGAUUGGUUGCGUCGUAAAUUCAAAAUCACCAACAUCACACAAAAAUAUGUUUUUAUCACCGGAUGCGAUUCGGGUUUCGGUCAUCAUUUGGCACAAAGAUUGGACGGUAUGGGCUUCCACGUCAUAGCUGCCUGCCUCACCAUCGAAGGAAUUGAAACACUCAAAAACAAAUGUUCAAGCCGAUUAAAGACGGUACAGUUGAACGUAGCUCAUGAAGAGGAAAUUGUUAGAGUCGUUGAACACGUCAAAUCUCUUUUAUCACCCGAUGCAGGAUUGUGGGCAGUAGUAAAUAACGCGGGUAUUGGUGGACCAGUUGGCUAUUCAGAAUGUUUAAGCCGAGCAGAUUAUUUGGAAUGCCUGAACGUGAAUCUUUUUGGAGUUAUUGACGUGACGAAAGCCUGUUUGCCAUUAAUCCGCAAGGCUCGUGGUAGAGUUGUGAACAUUGCCAGUAUGUUUGGACGCAUCUCCAGCAUUCCUGCACCAUAUUGUAUCUCUAAAUAUGGCGUGGAAGCGUACUCCGACUGCUUACGACGGGAAGUCUACCAUCAAGGCAUCACAGUUCAUAUUUUAGAACCAGGAUUUUUCCAUACGGAUAUCAUCAACCCGGAGUCGCUAAUGGAAAAACUUCAACGAUAUUUUAGUCAAGGCAGUGUGGAAUUCCAGCAGUUUUUCGGUCCACAGUUUUUACCUAAGAGCAGAGAUUUGAUUGUAGAAGUAAUCAACAAAGCUGAUUCCGACAUCGAUAAAGUCGUUGACGCAUACGUUCACGCAGUAUCUGCGAAGCACCCGAAAUAUCGCUAUGUAGUGGGGAAUGAUGCCCAGGUCUUAGCUAGAUUCUUACCGACUCUUCCCGAAUGGAUUUCAGAUUAUGUGAUGUGUUUUCAGAAUCCAAAACCACAAGGCGCUCAUUAGAACUCACGUUCGCGACGUUGUACAACUUCAAACUUUUUUGACAAUCUAAUCACAAUACUAUGACUGCGGUGAUCUAGCGACAUAUAUGAGGAAUGAUUGUUCACUAAUUCACCCAAUAAAAUGGUCUCAUUAGUCUAAAUUAAUCAGACCAAACUUUCGUCGGUUUCUUACUAGCUUUUAUUUUUAAUACAGCCACCGUUAUAGCGUCUAACGACAGCCCCCUUGAACGUUCAUCAAAUUAACCUUUUAACCUAACUCGAUGACGUCUGCUUUAACCAAUCAAAAUUUUCCAUUUUCCAGCGCUGGCAUCAGAUUAGGUCAAAAGGUUAAUUUGACGAACGUUCAAGAGGGCUGUUGUUAGACCCGAACUGAGGUGGCUAUAUCAAAAUAAAAGCUAAUAAAACAAAACCGAACGAAGGUUUGGUUUAAUUUUAAUUAGAAUGAUGGUCUACUCUAUUGAUUACAGGACAUGGACUUCUUUUAAUUAUUGAGGCAGUUUCACAAAAUAAUGAAGGUGUCAGUCUAUAAGUUAAAUCAGACUACCUGAACAUAUUAGCGAUGGGAGAAACGAAGAUAUCAAGACUAAUGAAGAUGUCAAAUUUUUAUCAAUCUAAUACAUUCGUAUAAUUAUAUUCAUACAAUUAUUAUAGUCUCCAUUUGUAAUCAAACAAGUUUUCUACCACAGUCUGAUGCCGUUAUUUUUUAACCAGUCGUUUUUGAAAACGAGGAUGAAUAAUUGUGUAACACGGAACCUAAAAAGGUUGUCAUAUUGCUCUACGUUGGGUUUGGUUAUCUCACAAUUCAUUAUGUUAACGCCAAAAGGUUUACACGACAUUCUUUGUUUGGUUAAAAAAUGAAAUGAAAUGAAUGGAGUUUUACGUCCUACUCUUUGGUUAAACAGAAGAACGAUAAAUAGAACGGACUGUGGGAAAAAAACUUAUUAGAUCACAAUAGAAACGAAAAUAUCAGUAACAAAAGAAUGGAAUUUUUAUUAGAAUGCAGCGAUAGUCCUAUGCAUGUAGAAAGUUCCUUCAUAAGAUCAGAAUACACAAUAAAAUGGUUAGUAGUAAUGGAAUUGGAUGGGGGGAUUUCCUGAUGCAUUUACUAUGCAUUUUUUAGUGUUUACCGGGUAAUUAUUGAUUAAAGUCAAUUAACAAAAUAAACAAGAUUAACAUAUCUGAUGAAAAACAAUCAUUAGAGCUAGCGUAAAUAUCAUAUCCUUAUAUAGGGUGAAACAUAUUCCUCUAUUGCAGCCAUUGAAAGCUAUUUUGAAAGUUGUCGGCCGGUGUAGAGACAGAAAAAAACUGUUUUUGUUCGAAAA